Messenger RNA from Paramecium tetraurelia, 1947 nucleotides. RefSeq lists its product as uncharacterized. Gene Ontology annotation, cellular component: cytoplasm. NCBI's taxonomy places the organism in Eukaryota, Ciliophora, Oligohymenophorea, Peniculida, Parameciidae. Gene Ontology annotation, biological process: post-transcriptional regulation of gene expression. Gene Ontology annotation, molecular function: mRNA binding. The transcript is spliced from 4 exons. The record is from RefSeq and is a predicted model, not a curated record.
AUGUUGGAUGACAUUUAUCCGUUGUUUGGUUGGAACGAACCAGUUCCCACAGAAUUCAAAGAGAUAUUUUCAAAAUGUGUCAAGAAAGAAACUGAAUUGGGUCAUGAUUCCAAUUCCAGGAAGUGCAGCAGCACAUUAGAAGAAUCCUUAAUUGUUGACGAAGAUUAUGAAAUAAUAGGCAAGAGUCAAAACGAUAAUUCCAUAUGUCCAAUCUGCUACCAGAAUGUGUAACUGGGCAACACAUAAUUGUACUCAAAUCAUCUCUCCCUCUACUUCGAUGUCCAUACCCAAUGCGCCCUAAUGUGCAAACAAAAACCAGCCUCCCUGGCUUUAUUGCAUGAACACAUCCAAUCGGCCAAAUUUAUCAAGCGCGUCCCCAUCGACUACGAUCUCCUCGACCUCAACAUCAAAGCCUUCGUAGAGUUCCGAGUCUUUCACACCAUUGCCCAAAAACCAUUCUUGCAUCUGACUCAUUCCACAACACUUAAAUAAAAAAAAACCACUUCCAUCCUAAUCGAUUAUGCAAACCUCAGAGAAUACUUCGGUAAGCGUCCCAAAUACCUUAUUCCCUUCCUCCAGGGACGCAUUCAAAUAGAACUCUACAUCAUAGAUGCCAAUCUCAUGCAGGAGGGCAAGAGUGCUCGUACAUUCGAAUUCUAUUACAAUGCAGAAUAAGCAGCGGUGGGUGAUUACAUUUCAUUAGAAUCUGACGGAGUGUGCAUCUCCAUGUAACUAGAAGAAGAAUCUAUCCAACUAUCCAUUAAAUCACUCCAAAUCACACUCCCCUCCGAAUUAUCUACCAGUUUAAUUAAGCAAUCCCCCAAGUCAUCACCCAUCAUCGAUAGUUUCUUGUUCUCCCCCAAAUUGAACAACUUCACGCCCCAAGUAGGUCCGAUUCAAUCAAGAGUUCGCUUACAAAGUUUCCAACUUGAAGAAACCAUACAAACUCCCAUUGAUGAAUGGACUGAAGAUUUAUAGAAUCUGGAGUAGAUUAGAGGCAAUGUUGUUAAUUUUGUGAAAACUCAACAUGGCAGUAGAUUGAUUUAGAAGUACUUCACUACUUGCACUCAAAUUGAAUUAGAUCAAUUGUUAUAAGAAAUAGGACCGCAUCUACCAGAUUUAAUGAUUGACCCCUAUGCCAAUUACAUGUUUGGUAGUCUAAGUCAGAGUUGUGCUCCCCAUUAGAGAUUGUAUAUUCUCUAAACAAUUGGCAAUCGUCUUGUUGAUAUUGCUUGUGAUAAAAAGGGAACCCAUGCCAUUUAGUCCUUGGUUUCAUUGAUCUCCUGCAAACAAGAAGAAGAAAUGGUCGAGAAUAGCAUUAAGAAUAACAUCAUCCCACUCACUCUAGAUAGUUAGGGGACUCACCUUAUCAAAAAGAUAAUUGCACGCUUCUCUGAAGACCGACUCAAUUACAUUUUCCACAAAUUGAUGGACAGAUUCAUUCAGGUUGUUAACCAUCAAUUCGGUUUAUGUGUGUUGAAGGAUCUCAUCACGAAAUUCAAAAACAAUUUAGAGAAAUCUGCCAUCAUCAUUAAUAGGAUGAAGGAUCAUUUAGAUGAGAUUAUUUAAGACCCUUUUGGGAAUUACGGAGUAUAACACGUUAUCGAUGUCUAUGGAGAUCUCAGAUGUAAUUGCAUCAUUGACAAAAUACUUCUGAAAUUAAUACAACUAUCCAUACACAAGUAUUCCUCCAAUGUUGUCGAGAAAUGCAUUCUUGAAACAUCUCCAAAAACUCAAAAAAGAUUCAUCAAAUAACUUUCUUAAGACAUCAUCUGUUUGGAAUUAAUGAAAAAUAAAUUCGGAACUUUUGUACUACAAAAAGCUUUGUAAGAAGCUGAUAAAUUAUCUGAAACCGAUUCAUUGCAAUAAGCACUUUAUCGCAAUCUACCUUCCAUUUAUGCUUAAAAUAUUAGACAAAAAUGGUUCGAAUACUUAUCUAAGAAGUGA